This is a messenger RNA of Cucurbita moschata (crookneck pumpkin), 1767 nucleotides long. RefSeq names its product beta-glucuronosyltransferase GlcAT14C-like. NCBI's taxonomy places the organism in Eukaryota, Viridiplantae, Streptophyta, Magnoliopsida, Cucurbitales, Cucurbitaceae. The record is from RefSeq and is a predicted model, not a curated record. The transcript is spliced from 4 exons. Gene Ontology annotation, cellular component: membrane. Gene Ontology annotation, molecular function: glucuronosyltransferase activity. The coding region runs from base 309 to 1610 and encodes 433 amino acids.
GUUCGAAGGUAAUAUUUUUCCCUCUUCAAUUUUAUUUUACAUCAACGGAUUCUUCCACUGACCAUCGCCGCCGACAGCACACUUUCACCUUCCGACCUUUUUCUCAAGCAUCAAAAUCUUCAAAUUCACCCAUAAAGCCAUGAAAAACCGUAGCAAUUUUCAUCUACUUGGGUUCAAGUUCAACAAUUCGAUUCAGGUUACUCUGAGUUGCAACUUCAGAUCGAGGUUUAGGGUUUAAGCUCCGGGCAACCAAUUUGCAUCAGUUCGUCUUCAGAUAUCGCAUUCCAAAUUGAUAUUAGGAAGUUCAAAUGAAGAAGAAUCACAAUCCGUAUUAUCCAGAUCGGAAAUGGCUGAUGCCAUUGGCUGUAUUUUUCUUGCUCUUUCUGAUUGUUACUUCCGUGUACCCUAAAUCUUCUUCCCAUGGCGCAACGAGAGUCGUACUAGACUCCAAUGACAAUGAAAGGCUGGAGUUAGGGCUUCCGCCAUUGCCGAGAUUUGCGUAUUUGAUAUCAGGAACGAAAGGAGAUGGCGGAUCGAUGAGGCGGCUUCUUCAGGCGGCAUAUCAUCCGAGGAACUACUAUCUGCUACAUCUUGAUCUGGAAGCUUCGGAUUCCGAGAGACUCGAACUAGCGAAAUACGUGAAGUCGGAGAGCGUAUUGAGAGAGUUCAGGAAUGUGAUGGUUGUGGGAAAGGCCAAUUUGAUCACUGAUAAAGGUCCAACUAUGAUUGCUUCUACGCUUCAGGCGAUUGCGAUAUUGCUGAAUCGCGCUAAAGAUUGGGAUUGGUUCAUUAAUCUCAGCGCCUCUGAUUAUCCUCUGGUCUCGCAAGACGAUCUUCUGCAUGUAUUCUCCUUCUUGCCAAGGGAUUUGAACUUCGUUGAGCACUCAAGUAAUCUUGGUUGGAAAGAGGACUUGGGAGCAAAGACUAUAAUUAUAGAUCCUGGCUUAUAUCAUGCAAAGAAAUCUGGAGUGUUUUGGGCAAAAGAGCGAAGGUCGAUACCGUCGUCGUUCAAGCUAUUUACAGGAUCUUCAUGGGUGGUUCUCACGAAGCCAUUUCUGGAAUUUUGCAUAUGGGGAUGGGACAAUCUCCCUCGCACUCUCCUAAUGUACUACACCAAUUUCUUGUCUUCCUCGGAGGGUUACUUCCACACUAUCAUUUGCAACCACAAAGACUACCAAAACACUACGGUGAACCAAGACUUGCAUUAUAUGAAAUGGGACAAUCCUCCAAACCAACACCCGAUUAAUCUAACGUCCGAACAUUUCAUCGACAUGGUCCAAAGUGGUCUCCCUUUUGCACGAAGCUUCGCUGAGAAUAGUUCAGUACUUAACAGAAUCGACGAGGAACUUUUAAAGAGGGCGAAGGGGCAGUUCACACUGGGUGCCUGGUGUGUGAGGAACUCGAACUCGAACUCGAUCUCGGAGAAGGGUCCUUGUGUGGCCUAUGGCAGUCCCCAUGAUGUUAAACCAACCAGCAGCUCGAAGAGGGUGGAAAAGCUUCUGAUGAAGCUUCUUGAUCAUGAAAACUUCAGACCCAGACAAUGUAGUUUGAGCCAUCAGCCAUGGGGCAGAGUGAUUCCUCUGUACAGUAAGUUGAUGUUAAAUAUAUAAUAUUAUUUGGGCUAGGCCCAAAGGUCUUGUAAGUUGGGCCCAACUAACGUAGUUGGGCUUUGAAUGUUGAAGUCGCUGUCAUGGCUUUAAUUGUCGUCGACCAUUCCAUUUGUUGUCGUUCUACGAUUCAUCGAAGAAAUGUCUUUGCUUUUGGUCU